CCGCUUCCAAGAUGGCGGCGGCGGGCGGCCUGCGGCGGGCGGGCUGGCGGCUGUGGCGGGGCCGCGCGGUGGUCAGGUGCCAGCUCUGCCCACCACAGCGUGCUCUCCAGGCCUCAGCCGUGCUGAGGAGAGUCUCUGACGAGCAGAAAAAGGAGCCAUUGGCAUCUUCCUCUCAGCAGCAGCCGUUUGAUUCGCACCCACCAGACCACCAGCCCGAACAGGACCCUCAGGGCCCUCGCCCCAGUUACACUGGCCAGGGCGGCCAGGAGUCUGAGGACUAUGAGAGCGAGGAGCAGCUGCAGCAUCGAAUCCUCACAGCAGCGCUGGAGUUUGUGCCUGAACAUGGCUGGACUGCAGAAGCCAUUGCAGAGGGAGCCAAGACCCUGGGGCUCUCUGUUGCUGCUGCUGGGAUGUUUCACAGUGAUGGCAGCGAACUGAUCCUGCACUUUGUGUCUGAGUGCAACAGCAAGCUCUCACAGCUGCUGGAGGAGGAAGAGAAACUAGUGCAGUUGGGCAAAGCAGAGAAGAAGCCUACAGAUCAGUUCCUGAGAGAUGCUGUAGAAUCCAGGCUGAGGAUGCUGAUUCCCUAUAUUGACAAAUGGCCCCAGGCUCUGAGCAUCCUGUUGCUCCCGCAUAACAUCCCUUCCAGCCUCAACCUCCUCACCAGCAUGAUCGAUGAUAUUUGGCAGUAUGCUGGAGACCAGUCCACAGAUUUUAACUGGUACACCCGUCGUGCUGUGCUCACCGGCAUCUACAACACCACCGAGCUGGUGAUGCUGCAGGACUCAUCCCCGGACUUCGAGGAGACGUGGCGCUUCCUGGAGAACAGAGUAGCUGAUGCCAUGAACAUGGGCAGUGCUGCUGAUCAGGUACAGUCAACUGGAGAAGCAGUUGUCCAGGGCCUGAUGGGAAUGGCAGUUACUAUCAAGAACCUGUCGGGGCUCAACCAGCGCCGGUGAGGACGGAGCCGCCGGAGCGAGGCGAGGCGCGGCCCCUUCCCCGCACCAAUAAAGCCGCACGGCAGCCUGC
Messenger RNA from Colius striatus (speckled mousebird), 1029 nucleotides. It is a transcript of the gene COQ9, whose product is annotated as coenzyme Q9. NCBI's taxonomy places the organism in Eukaryota, Metazoa, Chordata, Aves, Coliiformes, Coliidae. Gene Ontology annotation, cellular component: mitochondrial inner membrane. The transcript has 9 exons. Gene Ontology annotation, biological process: ubiquinone biosynthetic process. The record is from RefSeq and is a predicted model, not a curated record. Gene Ontology annotation, molecular function: lipid binding. The coding region runs from base 12 to 959 and encodes 315 amino acids.